ACCCUCUGCGCUCUCCCUCCACCGAGUCUGGAUAUAGGGUUUCUUCUCUCACGGGUCAAGCCACCGGCUCUUCUUUUCUUUUUUUGUCUUCUCUUUUCUCCUCCUUGUUAGGUUGGAUUAGAUUCGAGCUCUAGAUCUAUAGAAAUGGCCGGCAAAGGCGAAGGUCCGGCUAUCGGGAUCGAUCUCGGGACUACCUACUCGUGCGUGGGUGUAUGGCAGCACGAUCGAGUGGAGAUCAUCGCCAACGACCAGGGGAAUCGGACCACGCCCUCCUAUGUGGCGUUCACCGACACCGAGCGUCUCAUCGGUGAUGCUGCCAAGAACCAGGUCGCCAUGAACCCCACCAACACCGUAUUCGAUGCCAAACGAUUGAUUGGACGGCGAUUCAGUGAUGCUUCUGUGCAAAAUGACAUCAGACUCUGGCCCUUCAAGGUCAUAUCUGGCCCUGGAGAUAAGCCCAUGAUCGGAGUCCAGUACAAGGGGGAAGAGAAGCAGUUUUCAGCUGAAGAGAUCUCUUCUAUGGUGUUGAUGAAGAUGCGUGAGAUAGCAGAGGCAUAUCUUGGCUCUUCUAUCAAGAAUGCUGUGGUCACCGUCCCUGCUUACUUCAAUGACUCACAGCGGCAGGCCACCAAGGAUGCCGGUGUCAUCGCUGGCCUCAAUGUCAUGCGUAUCAUCAAUGAGCCCACAGCUGCUGCCAUUGCCUAUGGUCUUGAUAAAAAGGCUGCCAGCGUUGGUGAGAAGAAUGUUCUCAUAUUUGACCUUGGAGGUGGUACCUUUGAUGUCUCCCUCCUUACCAUUGAGGAGGGGAUCUUCGAGGUGAAAGCCACCGCAGGAGAUACCCAUCUUGGAGGUGAGGACUUUGACAACCGAAUGGUGAACCAUUUUGUUCAGGAGUUCAAGAGAAAGCACAAGAAGGAUAUCAGUGGCAACCCUCGGGCUCUUAGGAGGUUGAGGACAGCCUGUGAGAGAGCGAAGAGGACCCUGUCAUCCACUGCCCAAACCACAAUUGAGAUUGAUUCCCUGUUCGAGGGUAUUGAUUUCUACACGACCAUCACCCGAGCCAGGUUUGAGGAGCUAAACAUGGAUCUUUUCAGGAAAUGCAUGGAGCCUGUAGAGAAGUGCCUCAGAGAUGCUAAGAUGGACAAACGCUCUGUCGAUGAAGUAGUCCUUGUUGGUGGAUCAACCAGAAUUCCCAGGGUUCAGCAAUUGCUGCAGGACUUCUUCAACGGGAAGGAGCUCUGCAAGAACAUCAACCCAGAUGAGGCUGUUGCCUAUGGUGCUGCCGUCCAAGCUGCCAUCUUGAGUGGCGAGGGCAACGAGAAAGUACAGGACCUUCUUUUGUUGGAUGUUACACCGCUCUCCAAUGGUUUGGAGACUGCUGGAGGAGUCAUGACCGUGUUGAUUCCAAGGAACACCACCAUUCCCACCAAGAAGGAGCAGGUCUUCUCCACCUACUCUGACAAUCAACCUGGCGUCUUGAUACAAGUCUACGAAGGAGAAAGGACUAGGACUAAAGACAACAACUUGCUGGGCAAGUUUGAGCUGUCUGGCAUCCCCCCUGCUCCAAGGGGUGUACCUCAGAUCAACGUGUGCUUCGACAUCGAUGCCAAUGGCAUCUUGAAUGUCUCAGCGGAGGAUAAGACCACUGGUCAAAAGAACAAGAUCACCAUCACCAAUGACAAGGGAAGGCUGAGCAAGGAGGACAUUGAGAAGAUGGUGCAAGAGGCUGAAAAGUACAAGAGUGAGGAUGAAGAGCACAAGAAGAAGGUUGAGGCCAAGAAUGCUUUGGAGAACUAUGCGUACAACAUGAGGAACACCAUCAGGGAUGAUAAGAUUGCAUCCAAGCUUCCUGCUGCCGAUAAGAAGAAGAUUGAGGAUGCCGUUGAGGAAGCAAUUCAGUGGCUUGAUGGGAACCAGUUGGCUGAAGCUGAUGAAUUUGAAGACAAGAUGAAGGAGCUGGAGGGCAUCUGCAACCCUAUUAUUGCCAAGAUGUACCAGGGUGCUGGUGCUGAUGUGGCUGGUGGCAUGGAUGAAGAUGGUCCAUCAGCUGGUGGUAGUGGUGCUGGUCCCACAAUUGAGGAGGUUGAUUAAGGAGAUUUAAUUCUUAUGGACUUAUGAUUUUUCAAGGGCUAUUUGGGUUAAGUAUUGACGGGGUAUCUUGUUUGAUUAGUUUCACAGUUUGGCCCAAUUAUAUUAGAGGCCAUGUCUUUUUCACCUUUCUUUGCCAUAGGGGUUGAAUGCUGUCUCAGUUAUUUUUGAAAUCCAAUAUAUAGCAGUUCUUCAUAUUUUUAAAUUAA
Messenger RNA from Elaeis guineensis (African oil palm), 2297 nucleotides. RefSeq names its product heat shock 70 kDa protein 4. The record is from RefSeq and is a predicted model, not a curated record. Gene Ontology annotation, molecular function: ATP binding; ATP-dependent protein folding chaperone. Lineage: Eukaryota; Viridiplantae; Streptophyta; Magnoliopsida; Arecales; Arecaceae.